Molecule: messenger RNA, 852 nt
Organism: Prosopis cineraria
Lineage: Eukaryota; Viridiplantae; Streptophyta; Magnoliopsida; Fabales; Fabaceae
Product: putative disease resistance RPP13-like protein 1
Exons: 1
Coding region: 1-852 (283 amino acids)
Source: RefSeq, a predicted model, not a curated record
AUGCCAAUGAACACUGGAAGGAUGAAACAUCUUCAAGUAUUGACAAGGUUCUAUGUGGGAAAGCAAAAUAGGUUCAAUGUUUGGGAGUUAGAAAAUCUCAAUUAUCUUCUAGAUAGCCUUAAGAUUUCAAAGUUAGAUAACAUCAAUGAUCAAAUGGAUGCCGAGGACGCCAAUAUGAAGGAGAAGAAUUACUUGAAUGAAUUAAUUUUAAAAUGGAGUGGAAACAAUGAUGAUUCACAAAAUGAAAGGUCUGUUUUGGAGGUCUUUCAACCUCAUAGAAACUUAAAAGGUCUUGUUAUUAGAAACUAUUGUGGCACAAGAUUUGCGGACUGGAUGGGUGCUCCUUAUUUACUUAAUUUAGUAUCUCUUGAGUUGAUGACGUGUAAAUAUUGCUUUUGCUUACCACCAGUUGGGCAAGAGUUUUACGGGCAGAAUUUGUCAAUUGCUCCAUUUUUAUCCCUUAAAUAUUUGAAAAUUGAAGAUAUGUGGGAAUUGGAAGAAUGGAAGCAUUUUGAAGGUGAAUGUUUUCCUCGCCUUAAUGCAAUUUAUAUAAGAAGGUGUUCGAAACUUGAAUGGAUCUUUCUUUCUAAGAUGACCCAUCUGAAGUCACUUCAUGAAGACAUGCAUGCACAGCUCCCUUGUCUUCAUUCUUUAUGGCUAUAUGGCUGUCCACAGCUGCAAUUGGUUCCUCAAAGACGCUUUCCUUUAAGCCUUGUCAAAAUUACAAUAAAUGAUUAUCUGAAGCUCAUAGCUUCUCAUAUGAGCUGGGGUUUGCACAGGCUUCAUUCUCUACAAGACUUAUAUGUGGGUUGUCAUGAUUUUGAAAAUGCUAAGUCUUUUUUGGAAGAGUAA